AUGUCUUCCUUUGAACAGUUUAAUCCAGAAUUUUACCAAUCAAAUUAUGAUAUUAAUGACCAGCAGCAAACUUCCUAUAACUAUGGAGGUAGCAGUGGUCCUGAUUCAAGUAGUGAAUUUGAGAAUAGAUACACACAGCCCAAAAUAUUUGUUCCUUCAGAAAUGACGCAAUCUUCAAAACUCUAUGCAGGACGUAUUUUACAGCCACAAGAGGUGUACACUCCCUUCAGCCCAUCUUCCACAAUAUAUGAUGGUGACAUUGAUGAUGAACCAUCACUUUUAGAAGAAAUUGGGAUCAACUUUGACCACAUCUGGCAGAAAACCUUAACAGUUCUGAAUCCAAUGAAACCAGCAGAUGGCAGCAUCAUGAACGAGACUGAUCUGGCAGGACCAAUAGUUUUCUGUUUGGCAUUUGGAGCCACAUUGUUGUUGGCUGGUAAAGUACAAUUUAGCUAUGUUUAUGGAAUCAGUAUUUUGGGCUGUUUGGCAAUUCACACUCUGCUGAACCUGAUGAGUAUUACAGGGGUCUCAUAUGGCUGUGUGACCAGUGUCCUGGGCUACUGUCUCCUUCCAAUGAUCAUUCUUUCUGGCUGUGCAAUAUUCUUUUCACUCCGGGGAGUGACUGGAAUUCCGCUUGCUCUGAUUGUCAUUGGAUGGUGCAGCCUCUCAGCCUCAAAAAUAUUUAUCUCUACGCUGGCAAUGGAGGGACAACAGCUUCUUGUCGCCUACCCUUGUGCCUUACUGUAUGGGAUUUUUGCACUCCUGAUUGUUUUCUAA
This is a messenger RNA of Rhincodon typus (whale shark), 777 nucleotides long. Its product is annotated as protein YIPF5-like. The record is from RefSeq and is a predicted model, not a curated record. Gene Ontology annotation, cellular component: trans-Golgi network. Bases 1 to 777 code for a protein of 258 amino acids. Lineage: Eukaryota; Metazoa; Chordata; Chondrichthyes; Orectolobiformes; Rhincodontidae. The transcript is spliced from 5 exons. Gene Ontology annotation, biological process: endoplasmic reticulum to Golgi vesicle-mediated transport; vesicle fusion with Golgi apparatus.